Mustela lutreola (European mink) is the source of this 1913-nucleotide messenger RNA. Its product is annotated as splicing factor, proline- and glutamine-rich-like. Lineage: Eukaryota; Metazoa; Chordata; Mammalia; Carnivora; Mustelidae. The record is from RefSeq and is a predicted model, not a curated record. Gene Ontology annotation, cellular component: nucleus. Gene Ontology annotation, molecular function: RNA binding. Gene Ontology annotation, biological process: regulation of DNA-templated transcription.
AUGACCCAAGUCUCCGGGGGCCCGCUGCCUCCACCCACAGGGGGCCCAGGCCCUGGGCCUAAGCAGGGCCCAGGACCCGGAGGCCCGAAGGGCGGCAAAACAGGCGGGCCGAAGCCCGGCGGUGGCCCGGGCCUAAGCACUCCUGGCGGCCACCCCAAGCCACCGCACUGAGGCGGCGGGGAGCCCCGCGGAGGUCGGCAGCACCACCCGCCCUACCACCAGCAGCACCACCAGGGCCCCCCGCCUGGCGGGCCAGGCGGCCACAGCGAGAAGAUCUCCGACUCAGAGGGAUUUAAAGCCAACUUGUCUCUCUUGAGGAGGCCUGGAGAGAAAACUUACACUCAGCAUUGUUGGUUGUUUGUUGGGAAUCUACCUGCUGAUAUCACAGAGGAUGAAUUCAAAAGACUUUUCGCUAAAUAUGGAGAACCAGGAGAAGUUUUUAUCAAUAAAGGCAAAGGAUUUGGGUUUAUUAAACUUGAAUCUAGGGCAUUGGCUGAAAUUGCCAAAGCUGAACUUGAUGAUACACCCGUGAGAGGUAGACAGCUUCGGGUUCGUUUUGCCACACACGCUGCCGCUCUCUCCGUUCGAAAUCUUUCACCUUACGUUUCCAAUGAACUGUUGGAAGAAGCCUUUAGCCAAUUUGGUCCUAUUGAAAGGGCUGUUGUAAUUGUGGAUGAUCGUGGGAGAUCUACAGGGAAAGGCAUUGUUGAAUUUGCUUCUAAACCAGCAGCAAGAAAAGCCUUUGAAAGAUGCAGUGAAGGUGUUUUCUUACUGACAACAACUCCUCGUCCAGUCAUUGUGGAACCACUUGAACAAUUAGAUGAUGAAGAUAGCCUUCCUGAAAAACUUGCACAGAAGAAUCCAAUGUAUCAAAAGGAGAGAGAAACGCCUCCUCGUUUUGCCCAACAUGGCACAUUUGAGUAUGAAUAUUCUCAGCAUUGGAAAUCCCUGGAUGAAAUGGAAAAACAGCAAAGGGAACAAGUUGAAAAAAACAUGAAAGAUGCAAAAGACAAAUUGGAAAGUGAAAUGGAAGAUGCCUAUCAUGAGCAUCAGGCAAAUCUUCUGCGUCAAGAUCUGAUGAGACGCCAGGAAGAAUUAAGACGCAUGGAAGAACUUCACAAUCAAGAAAUGCAGAAACGUAAAGAAAUGCAACUAAGGCAAGAAGAAGAACGACGUAGAAGGGAAGAAGAGAUGAUGAUUCGUCAGCGUGAAAUGGAAGAACAAAUGAGACGCCAAAGAGAGGAAAGUUAUAGCCGGAUGGGCUACAUGGAUCCAAGAGAAAGAGACAUGAGAAUGGGUGGUGGAGGAGCAAUGAACAUGGGAGAUCCCUAUGGUUCAGGAGGCCAGAAAUUUCCACCUCUAGGUGGUGGAGGUGGCAUAGGUUAUGAAGCUAAUCCUGGAGUCCCACCAGCAACCAUGAGUGGUUCCAUGAUGGGAAGCGACAUGCGUACUGAGCGCUUUGGGCAGGGAGGUGCGGGACCUGUGGGUGGACAGGGUCCUAGAGGAAUGGGGCCUGGAACUCCAGCAGGAUAUGGUAGAGGGAGAGAAGAGUAUGAAGGCCCAAACAAAAAGCCCCGAUUUUAGAUGUGAUACCUAGGUUUUCAUUCCAGUUUGUUUUUGUCUUUUCUUGUUUAGAUACCAAUCUUUUAAAUUCUUGCAUUUUAGUAAGAAAGCUACCUUUUUAUGGAUGUUAGCAGUUUAUUGACCUAAUAUUUGUAAAUGGUCUGUUUAGGCAGGUAAAAUUAUUUAAUGCAGUGUUUCAUAUGGGAAUUUUUUUUCUUUUUAUUUACUUUUUUUUUUUAACUGUAUAAUGUCCCUCAAGUUAUGGCAGUGUACCUUGUGCCACUGAAUUUCCAAAGUGUACCAAUUUUUUUUUUUACUGUGCUUCAAAUAAAUAGAAAAAAUAGUUAUAA